Molecule: messenger RNA, 3832 nt
Organism: Micropterus dolomieu (smallmouth bass)
Lineage: Eukaryota; Metazoa; Chordata; Actinopteri; Centrarchiformes; Centrarchidae
Product: NLR family CARD domain-containing protein 3-like
Exons: 11
Coding region: 376-3684 (1102 amino acids)
Molecular function (GO): protein binding
Source: RefSeq, a predicted model, not a curated record
AUUGUCUUGUUUCCAGUCUGACGCCUUGUUUUUGUCUCUGGACUCGUUCACAAACUAUAAAAAUGUCAACAAGAGUUAAACUGUGAGAAAGCAUCAACACCAACAAAUAAAACAUCCUGUCCUCUUAUUAUGAAAAUCUGCUCCCGGUCCUCCAUGCAGGUGUGUGUGCUGGGCUGCAGCUUCAUGCCUCCAUCUAGUGGACUGAUAGUAGAAGUCCAGCAGCUGAUGGCAGCUUCCUCUGCCUCACGCUGCUGUCUGACUGCAUUCAGCUGCCACUGAUAUGAAACAGAAACUAGCAGCCAAUCAGUGGAGGAGCAGCUGAUCUUUUUCCAGGAGAAAUGAUGGAAAGGAGGAUUUGAGUUGAUGUGCAGAUGAAUGAUUUGUGUUUCCUCUCCAGGUGAAAGUGGAUGUGAGUUGAGCAGCAUGAGUCAGUGUGAGGACAGAGAGGAGGGAGUCCCUCCCUCUAAAAGCACUCUGUGUGGGGAACAUGACAGCCAGACCAAAGCUCAGAGCCCAGAGCAGCAGCAGGGACCGGACUCUGCUGGACCUGGACCUGGACCUGAGCCCAGCUGUGUGUCCUUCAAGAGUGACCACUCAAAGGAUAUUAUUAUUGAAUUUAAAGGACAACCGUCUGCUGCAGAGAGAGUCCACCAGGAGAGCUCAGAAGUUCCCAGUGGUCAGUCUGCCCAGCAGCAUCAAACACACCUGGACUCCAUAUUUAUGCUGCUGGAGGAAAACAUUGUCACUUUUGUGAAGAACGAGCUGAAGAAGAUCCACAAGGUUCUGAGUUCAGAUUACCCAGAAUGCUUAGAGAGUCAGAGGGAGGAUGAGGAGAUGUUGGAGGGUGAGGAGGAAGAGCAGAGGAGGAGCAGCAGAGAGGCAUUUCUGAAGAUCACACUGCACUUCCUGAGGAGAAUGAAGCAGGAGGAGCUGGCUGAGCGUCUGCAGAGCGAACCUCCUUUUGCAGUCUGUCAGCGUAAACUUAAAGCUAACCUGAAGGAGAAGUUCCAGUGUGUGUUUGAGGGGAUUGCUAAAGCAGGAAACCCAACCCUUCUGAACCAGAUCUACACAGAGCUCUACAUCACAGAGGGAGGGACUGCAGAGGUCAAUGAUGAACAUGAGGUCAGACAGAUUGAAACAGCAUCCAGGAAACCAGCCAGACCAGAAACAACAAUCAGACAAGAAGACAUCUUUAAACCCUCACCUGGAAGAGAUGAACCAAUCAGAACAGUGAUGACAAAGGGAGUGGCUGGCAUUGGGAAAACAGUCUUAACACAGAAGUUCACUCUGGACUGGGCUGAAGGCAAAGCCAACCAGGACAUACAGUUCACAUUUCCAUUCACUUUCAGAGAGCUGAAUGUGCUGAAAGAGAAAAAGUACAGCUUGGUGGAACUUGUUCAUCACUUCUUUCCUGAAACCAAAGAAUCAGGAAUCUGCAGGUUUGAAGAGUUCCAGAUUGUGUUCAUCUUUGACGGUCUGGAUGAGUGUCGACUUCCUCUGGACUUCCACAACAAUGAGGUCCUGACUGAUGUCACAGAGUCCACCUCAGUGGAUGUGCUGCUGACAAACCUCAUCAGGGGGAACCUGCUUCCCUCUGCUCGCCUCUGGAUAACCACACGACCUGCAGCAGCCAAUCAGAUCCCUCCUGAGUGUGUUGACAUGGUGACAGAGGUUAGAGGGUUCACUGACCCACAGAAGAAGGAGUACUUCAGGAAGAGAUCCAGAGAUAAGAAGCAGGCUAGCAGCAUAAUCUCCCACAUCAAGACAUCACGAAGCCUCCACAUCAUGUGCCACAUCCCAGUCUUCUGCUGGAUCACUGCUACAGUUCUGGAGGAGGUGUUGAGGACCACAGAGGGAGGAGAGCUGCCCAAGACCCUGACUGAGAUGUACAUCCACUUCCUGGUGGUUCAGUCCAAACUGAAGAACACCAAGUAUGAUGGAGGAUCUGAGACAGAUCCACACUGGAGUCCAGAGAGCAGGAAGAUGAUUGAGUCUCUGGGAAAACUGGCUUUUGAGCAGCUGCAGAAAGGCAACCUGAUCUUCUAUGAAUCAGACCUGACAGAGUGUGGCAUCGAUAUCAGAGCAGCCUCAGUGUACUCAGGAGUGUUCACACAGAUCUUUAAAGAGGAGAGAGGGUUGUACCAGGACAAGGUGUUCUGCUUCGUCCAUCUGAGCGUUCAGGAGUUUCUGGCUGCUCUUCAUGUCCAUCUGACCUUCAUCAACUCUGGUGUCGAUCUGCUGGCAGAAGAACAAUCAACCUCCCGGAAGUCUGAAACAAGUAAAGAUGAAUCUGCUGUGACACAGUUCUACCAGAGUGCUGUGGACAAGGCCUUACAGAGUCCAAAUGGACACCUAGACUUGUUCCUCCGGUUCCUCCUGGGACUUUCACUGCAGACCAAUCAGACUCUCUUACUAGGCCUGCUGACAGAGACAGAAAGUGGCUCACAAACCAAUCAGGUGACGGUCGAGUACAUGAAAAAGAAGAUCGAAGAGACUCCCUCUGUGGAGAAAAGCAUCAAUCUGUUCCACUGUCUGAAUGAACUGAAGGAUCGUUCUCUAGUGGAUCAGAUCCAACAGUCCCUGAAUUCAGGAAAACUCUCCACAGAUAAACUCUCUCCUGCUCAGUGGUCAGCUCUGGUCUUCAUUUUACUGUCAUCAGAAAAAGUCCUGGAUGUGUUUGACCUGAAAAAAUACUCUGCUUCAGAGAAGGCUCUUCUGAGGCUGCUGCCAGUGGUCAAAGCCUCCAAGAAAGCUCUGCUGAGUGGCUGUAACCUCUCAGAGAGAAGCUGUGAAUCUCUGUCCUCAGUUCUCACCUCCCAGUCCUCUAGUCUGAGAGAGCUGGACCUGAGUAACAACAACCUGCAGGACUCAGGAGUGAAGCUGCUGUCUGCUGGACUGAAGAGUCCACACUGUACACUGAAAAUGCUCAGGCUAUCAGGCUGUCUGAUAACAGAGGAAGGCUGUGUUUCUCUGGCCUCAGCUCUGUGCUCCAACCCCUCCCAUCUGAGAAAGCUGGACCUGAGCUACAAUCAUCCAGGAGACUCAGGAGUAAAGCUGCUGUCUGCUGGACUGGAGGAUCCACACUGGAGAUUGGAGACUCUGAGGGUGGAGCCUGCUGGAGUCCGAUGGUUGAGACCAGGUCUGAGGAAGUAUUCCUGUGAACUCACACUCGACACAAACACAGUAAACAGUGAGAUCAUACUGUCUGACAACAACAGGAAGGCGACACGUGUGAAGGAGGUUCAGUCAUAUCCUGAUCAUCCAGACAGGUUUGACUACUGGCCUCAACUGCUGUGUAGAGAUGGUCUGACUGGUCGCUGUUACUGGGAGGUCGAGUGGACAGGAAGAGUUUAUAUAUCAGUGAGUUACAGAGGAAUCAGAAGGAGUAGUGACAGAGAAGACUGCAGGUUUGGACAGAAUGAUCAGUCCUGGAGUCUGAGGUGUUCUGAUGAUGGUGGUUACUAUAUCUGGCACAAUAAGAUAGGAACUUCCCUCUCCCCCUCCUCCUAUAUCUCUGAAAAAGUAGCACUGUAUGUGGACUGUCCUGCUGGCUCUCUGUCCUUCUACAGAGUCUCCUCUGACACACUGAUCCACCUCCACACCUUCAACACCACAUUCACUGAACCUCUUUAUCCUGGCUUUGGGCUCUGGUCUGGUUCAGGUACCUCCUCAGUGUCUCUGUAGGAGGGAGAGUCUCCUCCUGGUAGAGAACAGAUCAGUUGAGUCUGUACAGGAUCACAGAAAUCUUUCAGCUUCUUGUAAUAAAUUCAUCAAUGAACUUUGUACAAAGUGAUUCAAAGUGAUUAAACAGAUUCCUCAUUUCCAUUGUAAA